Messenger RNA from Letharia lupina, 927 nucleotides. RefSeq lists its product as uncharacterized. Lineage: Eukaryota; Fungi; Ascomycota; Lecanoromycetes; Lecanorales; Parmeliaceae. The coding region runs from base 1 to 927 and encodes 308 amino acids. The record is from RefSeq and is a predicted model, not a curated record. The transcript has 5 exons.
AUGACCGAAACAAGUCACCGACUGAAGGAGUCAACUGUCCAGACUGGGAAUGAGCGUGGCGUUAAGAUGACAGAGAGGCGUUGGCCAAAGACGUGGGCGAAAAGGAUACGGCAAGGUUUCAAGCAUCUCCCCCUUGCGGUCCUCAAAUUCCUCGUCAAUCUCGGAACUUUACCUUAUUAUCGCAUGUUCCAAUUCUAUACGUACCAACCUAUCAUCCUCAUUGCUGCUUACACCUCAUCACCUGGGAAAUUGCAUAAAGUACUCUAUCAUCUGGAUCGCUGGCGGACCCGCAAGCUCUCUGAAUUGCAGUUCAUCUCCAUUGGUAGUGCCAUUCUAGCUGCCGCCACCAUCGGCUCCUUCUCCUGGAGCGCUAUUGUCGACGCAUAUUGGCUAGCCUCCGCAUUUUGGUAUUCGAGUCUGAUCCUCUCAAUCCUGGGCAUAUUGCUUGCGGCGCAACAGGUUGCAGUGCUACAGCUUCUAGGGAAACCGCCAACACGAGUACAUGGGGGAUGUUCGGAGAAAGCGGGUGUGCGUCGCUUUCUGCCCCUGAUACUUACCGAGGUGCGACCGCGUGGGUCGCGCACAGACGCUGUAUGUGACAGCGAUUCGGUCGGAGAAUGGAGACCAAGAUGGAAAAUGGUCUUCAUAUGGCAGUGCCCAUCCAUGUUCUUGUCCUACUCCGUCUGCUUCUUCCUGGCUGGGUUGACGCUCUUUGUUUGUACGCCGCUUAUAAGGGGAGAUAAGUGGAACACAGCUUCUGAUAUCGCGGUGGUUUACUUGGCGACUGGAGCCUUCGCUGGUCCGAUUUUCGUGUUUGCGUCGUUUUGGAUUUAUCAUUAUGUGGAUCUCGACCACGAGUCUCGAGAUAUCCCCGAGACGGAGACUGACGCUGAGAUGCUGAGGGAAUAUGACCGUUUGCACUUCUGA